AUGUUCAAAUUCACCAUCUCUUUAUUAUUGAAGUUAUCGGUGUUUUGCCUCAUCGCAACAAAUCCUGUGUCAGCGUUAACCGAAAAUAUAUGCGAAAGCGCAAGCAACCCGGAGGCAUGCAAGAAAGCGAUAGAGAGAUUAAAGAAAGACAAAGAGGUUGAUCCUAACAACACCAUUCGUAAGGUCAUCAACUUUGGCCUUCAAAGAGGCCUGAUCCUUAUGGCAAACAUGACUCAUUGGGUUCGUCAUAGAAAUUUAAGGGCCAACGAGCAUGCCGCUGUCAAGGGUUGUUUAGAUGCCAUUGAUGAUGGUGUUGAUGACCUGCGGAAGACCCUCAAGGAGGUGGAUGAAUUAGAAGAUGCCCAAAAGAUACAAAAUAUGCAAGAUUUCAUGUUUCACACUCAUAACAUCAAAACGUGGUUGCAGACUGCCGUCAACAGCCUUCAAUCUUGCCUGGAUGAUGAUUUUGCGAUGCCAGGAUUGGAAGGUGAGGUGAAGCAAGAUGUGUUGAAAAGACUCCCGGAUUUGAUAAUUGCGACUCGGCUUGCGAAAUUCAAAUCGAAAACACAAUCACAUCAUCGUAUCGUCGUCUUAAUUUUAAUGGGUCUGAAGAUUUUUGUGUCGUUUUUAACGUUAAUAAUCGUACUUUUAUGUUUAUUCUUUGUAACGAUGCAAGCACUGGAAUCGUCGGACGGUGGUUACAUCAACCGGUGGUGUCAAACGACUCCUCAUCCCGAUAAUUGCAAGCAUUCUCUAGGUCGUGGCGAGCCACGUUAUAGAGCUGAUUUCCGAAUAAUGGCUCUGGAAGCCGCUUUAAAGCUGGCUCAUCAUACUCAAAGUUUCGCCGGCGAGCUCGAUAAAUAUGGCCGGAGCAAAAGGAAGAAAGCGGUGUGGGAAGAUUGUUGUAAGCUCGUCAAUAAUACCAUUCUCCAGCUUAAUCAAACCCUAAUGGGACUCAAGAACAGUAAAAUUUCCGAUUUUGAUGCUCAGACGUGGCUCAGUGCCUCCCUGACCAAUCUCCAGACUUGUUUUUCCGGCUCCGGCGAAUUGAAUUUGACUACGUUUGUAUCUCCGAUAAGAUCGAGUGGGCUGACGGAGAUGAUAAGCAAUAGUUUGGCUAUAAAUCAGGUUUUUUUGAAGCAAACAGAGACGAAUUCCGAUGAGACGGAGGAUUUUCCGAGAUGGGUUACACAGAAAGAUCGGAAACUGCUGCAAACGGAGUCGAUUCACAAGAGGGCGAAUGUGAUUGUGUCUCAGGCGAAGGGGAGUAAGUUCCGGACGAUUCAGUCGGCGCUUGAUCAUGCUUCGAGUAUUAAACGUGGUAAUGGGAGAUUUAUCAUCUACAUAAGACGAGGUGUUUACAGAGAGAAUCUUGAGAUCGGAAAUGAUCUGAAAAACAUCAUGUUUCUUGGCGAUGGACUGAGGUACACCAUUAUCACCGGUGACCGGAGUGUCGGAGGAGGUUUCACAACCUAUAGCUCUGCAACCGUCGGUGUGGAUGGCACUGGAUUCAUUGCCCGUGGCAUAACAUUCCGAAACACCGCAGGCCCAGCGAAGGCCCAAGCAGUGGCACUUCGGUCAGCAUCUGAUCUAUCGGUUUUCUAUGCUUGUAGUUUUGAAGGUUAUCAAGACACCCUUUUCGUCUUAGCUCAACGACAGUUCUACAAACUUUGCUACAUUUAUGGCACCGUUGAUUUCAUAUUUGGCAAUGCUGCGGUCGUGUUCCAAAACUGCAUGAUUUUAGCAAGAAAACCCUUGAAUGGGCAAGCAAACAUGAUAACGGCUCAAGGUCGUGGUGAUCCAUUUCAAAAUACGGGAAUUUCAAUCCAUAAUUCACGUGUGAUGGCUGCACCAGACCUAAAGCCUGUGGUGGGAUCGGUCCAGACCUUCCUAGGACGACCUUGGCAAGAAUAUUCAAGGACUGUAUUCAUGAAAACAUUCAUCGAUAAACAUGUCAAUCCAAAAGGGUGGUCUCCAUGGGGGAAUACCGAUUUCGCGUUUAGCACCUUGUAUUACGGGGAAUAUGGGUGCUUUGGACCCGGUGCAGCAACCAAAAACCGGGUCAAAUGGCCCGGAUACCAUAUUAUCACAAGCCCGAGAGAAGCAUCACAAUUCACUGUGGAAAGGCUUAUAUCGGGUCGGGCCUGGUUGCGGGCUACCGAAGUUCCUUUCAUCACCGGGUUGUGA
Cynara cardunculus var. scolymus (artichoke) is the source of this 2187-nucleotide messenger RNA. Its product is annotated as probable pectinesterase/pectinesterase inhibitor 59. The record is from RefSeq and is a predicted model, not a curated record. Bases 1 to 2187 code for a protein of 728 amino acids. Gene Ontology annotation, biological process: cell wall modification. The transcript is spliced from 3 exons. Gene Ontology annotation, molecular function: pectinesterase inhibitor activity; pectinesterase activity. NCBI's taxonomy places the organism in Eukaryota, Viridiplantae, Streptophyta, Magnoliopsida, Asterales, Asteraceae.